AUGGAAAACAAAAAGGUUCUUUAUGUAAUAGAAGGGCUCUUUUGUAUUUUCGCACUUGGCUUGCUGUAUUGAAAGACACGAGGGCCUCCAAUGAAAUUUUCCACUAUAAAGCUCCUUGAUAAAGCUUCCUUGAUAAGAGUCCUUAACCAAAUACGCCAGGCAUUUUCAGAAAACUUUGCAACACUGCUGAAGCUGAAUCGUAGGAAACGGAGAAAUCUGCAUCGAGGAGGAAGAGAAUAUAGGAUUUGCAUAAGGGAUUUAAAAGACCAUGCCAGGAGGGCUAAUGAAAAAGCGUUUGCAGAUGUUCUUGAACGUUCACGGUUAACUGAGGAAAUAUUAAAUGAUUCUUAUAACCAUAUGGAAAAUGACCCUGAAGUUGCUUUGGCGUUUAGUAAAGUAUGCACAGUUUUAGUUACAAAUGUAUCGCCAUUGCUGAAUCCAGCGAGGCUGACUGAAAUAAUGCAAUUUACUAUAUCAAAAUCUAAGGAGAUAAAUGAAGAAGAUCCUAAUGAACUGAAUAUUAAGAUGAGGAUGCUCGAAGAUGAAAUUUUUGAUGAGUUUGGGUUUGAGCCUGAAGAAAUUGAAGCUGGGGUUGGUAAGUACCCGAACGAACUAGGAAGUUUGAUACAACAAAUUAGAGAAAUCAAUAAUUAUCUGCUAGAGGGCACCAAUGAGGAUCUUUUUUAA
Messenger RNA from Blepharisma stoltei, 687 nucleotides. The record is from the annotation of a GenBank genome assembly. Lineage: Eukaryota; Ciliophora; Heterotrichea; Heterotrichida; Blepharismidae.